Ceraceosorus bombacis is the source of this 3703-nucleotide messenger RNA. The record is from the annotation of a GenBank genome assembly. NCBI's taxonomy places the organism in Eukaryota, Fungi, Basidiomycota, Exobasidiomycetes, Ceraceosorales, Ceraceosoraceae.
AUGAUUGCCUUCGUUCCCUCAUCCGUUCGCUCUUACCUUCGUCUAGAUGCUCCGCCAGACGUUGGGCGUCUCUUGGAAGCCUACGACAUAGCUCGCUACCUCACCACAUUCAACAGCGCAGCUGAAGUGUUUGCACUUUUGAGCGUUUCGGAUGUGAGGAGAGCGCUGAUCAAGAGACCGCAAAGGGUUGAUCUGUUGAUCCGUCUCUUGAUCGCUCAUCUCGAAGCGCUUGUGCACGAUGAACACUUUUGUCCCAGACCUGUUGCAGCCGCCAAGAAUGCAAGCAGCGGCGGACCUCUUGGCUGGAUAAGUGCAGGUGCGGGUGCGGGUGCGACGAGAGGAGCAGCAGGCGCCCAUGAUGGUGAUGGGAGCGCGGCGCAGAGGCGGGACAGGCACAAGGAAUGUUUGAAUUGCUUGAGAAUAUUGACGAGAAUCAUUCCCGUCAUCUUGGAGGGAGAUCACGAUCUCACUUGCAACGCUUCAGCAGAGGGAGAGGGCAAUGGCGAUGGUGCUGGUGCUGGUGCUGGCGAUGGCGAUGGCAACAUCAAUCACAAUCCCAACCUCGACACCCAAUCCACGUCGGAAGGCGCGGUCAACAAUUCGACGCGCGCCAGCCUCAAUACUGAUGAAUUUCAGAAAAGACUCUUUUUCAGCAAGUUGAGAGCGGAUGAGUUGCCUCCGCUAGGCGAAGUCUUGACACCCAGAAGCCAUCCAUCGUCGCACAAUGCGUCAUCGGCAACAACCCAAGGACAGUCAAGCGAAGAUCAGUUCGUCAUCGAUGAUGAUGACGAGGAGGAGGAGGAGCAGCAGCAGCAGCAGCGAGAGCAGGAUGAAGAUGCAACUGCAACGACGGAAAUCGCCAAUGGCAGCGCAGAGCAAGAUCCAUUGAGCGCACACGCUGCUAAAGUGCAAGCUUCGAAGCAGACCAGAGCCGACAGCUCGACACGCGAUCUCGAUGACGAUGACGAUGAAAGGAAAGACGCGACGGAACCUUUGCUGAUUGAACGAUUACUAAGCCUCGUCAUCGAUUUGCUCUUCUACUCCGGCUUCACUAUUCCUUGGACGCCCGAACAGCUUAGUCUUCCUCACAACACGCCCGCAAGGGAGUCUCGCGUGCACUACGCAAUCUGGGAACAGGGAGUCGGCAGUUCCAUCGAGCUAGCAGGAGCUACUCGAGCGCACGAAUCUGCUCGCGUCGAGCUGAUGAGGUUGUUGCUGGUCCUGCUCAGCAGAUCCAUCUACGUCUCUGCUGCAAAUCAGGCCGACCUGCUUGAUGCUGCUUUGGAGUACACUUCUUGCAAGCUGGACAGGAGCGUCGUGCUGCCUUUGCUCUGCAGCUUGCUCAACACCGCGGUCAAGCACGCUGCAGAUUCGGGCUGGCUAGGUGGUCUUGGUAGUCUGGCAGCCAUUCCUGGAGGCCUUGUCAAGGACAGACUGAGCGGCACAGCGGGCGUGCAGGAAAAUCGAGCUGCCUUGGUAGGGCUUUGUCUUCAAACCUUGGACGUCAUCCUUGGCUACGUCCCCAACAUCAAAGACGCGCCCAACAGCUCUGCCUCAAAUUCUCAAUCGCAUCAAAGACCUUCUUUGACAGCUCAUUCCUCCACGAGUUCCAUCGCCUCCACCUCAUCUGAUGGUCCCAAGAACACAUCGCAAGCUCAAGCAUCGCACACCAAUGCUUUUCGCUUCUACCUUUCCAAGAUGCAUCGACACUCCGACUUUGUGCUGCUAAGUGCUGGCAUGUUCGAGAUGCUGAGCGCAAAGAUCAACUCGAUGGGCAUCCUGCCUUUGGCUUCCGCUGCCGCACCAGCCCUCACCACGGGCUCCGCAGGAGACACGGGUCCAGGCGCGCACAUGCCCGAAGCGCUGCUGCUCCUAUGGCGACUAAUGACUCUGAAUCCUCGUUUCAGACUCUUUCUCCUGGAUGAUCCGGUUCGAGCGCCUCUAUUGCUGUCUCGACUGCUUUUCCAUGCAUUGCACAACAAGGAUUCAGCAGCUCAGCAAGGAUUGGUUCGAUUGUGCGUCUUUGUCCUGCAAGACAUCAGUUCCACGCCUGCUUUUGCUGCUCAUAUCAGUGCUGCGGGAUCAGCGAACAGGGCCAAGAUACCUGGUGGGCAUAAGUGGGGCAUCACUGCUGGCGGAUCCAACGCGGGAGGCGGAGCGGGUGGAGAUGGAGCUGGAUCAGCAGCAGACGUUUUGAUACAAGCAACUUACUCGCUCAUGGCUACGACCAAGGGCAGUCUGUCAACGCUAUACGCCCCUCUGGUCAUCAGCCUGGCCAACACUGCUCCGGCAUGGACGAACAUCACCGUGCUUAGCUCCCAACGUCUAGUCAGCCUCCUCAGCAGCUUCUCUGCCCCGAGCUUUUUGCUCGCAGACGAAUCGCACCCCCGCCUCGUCUUUUUCUUGCUGGAAACCAUCAAUGGCGUCAUUCAUCACCACCCAAAACAGAAUGCGAAUCUCAUCUAUGCCUUGCUGCGAAAUCACAAGAGCGUCUACAGGCUCGUCACGUUUACGCUGCGCAAGGGAGUUGCGGAGAUCAGAAGGAACAGAAUGCGGGCGGAUAGCGCCUUUGCGAAUAUUGGCGCAAGGAUUGGACAGCUUCCUGUCGCACCAAAUUCGGGCACUACGACUCCUGUGCCCUCGCACAGUCCAAGCGCGCCGUUCUUGAGCCCUCGAGCUCUGGGAGCGGAUGCAAAGGACCCUUUGGCUGCUGCUGCUGCUCCUGGCGCCACUGCUGAAGCGACAGUCACAGCUCCAACGGCCUCCAACGCCCCGCCUGGCGACGAAGAAAAGGCGAGGAUGUUGCACAGGGACGAGGAGGAAUCGAGUCGACUCGCACAGCUUACACUCGACGAAGGCGUCGCGCAGCCAGGAGGGGUGCGCUCUGAGAAGGCGCGAGGCAAGAUGAGAGAGCAAGAGAGCAUCAGCUUGCAGGAAGACACGGGGACGGGCGUAUCGUCAAAUGCGUCCGCUCCGCACGCUUCGUCCGAAUUCCCAGCGACGCGCGACGAGGCAGAGGUCUGGGCAGAAUCCUUGACCGAUGCGGAACUGCAAUUGGCAGCGGAAAAUAUCGGCAGGAAUGGCUUUGUGCCUACCCAGCCUUGGAUCGCAUCGUGGCAAAAGGGCCUCCCAUUGGAUUCUCUGCAGAUCCUCCUUGGAGAAGUGCUGCCUAAGCUCAACGAAUUGGUCAAGAGCGACCAGAUACGCGGCAAGUCCGAUGCAGACUCUAGGGUCUGCGCAUGGAUUCGAGAAGUGGACUUGGAUCGCGUAUUGCCCCAAAAACCGCCAGUGUGUGAGUCAGAUUGGGGAGUAGCGGCUGUGCUUCUCGACGAUCUCCUUGAGCCUGAGCAUCGAGCCUUUUCGCUUUCUCCUUUGACGGUCUGGAUGUUCACAGAUUUGCGGCCUUUCAAAUGGAACGAGCAAGCUAGGAUAUGGAUCCUUUCUUAUUUGUGGGGCCUGGUGUAUGUCUCUGCCCAAUUGCCAUAGUGAGAGCGGCCCUUCUCGAACCUGCCAAUCCCUCUCCGCGCGCGCGCAAGCUUAUUGAUUCUCAACCCUGCUCUUGGGUUACAGUGGCAUCUACACUGGCACAUCUGCACGCUUAUUCCAGCUCCGCACGCCCAAUAGGCGCACGGCGCAAGCGGCAAGCACAACGAACCGCACCGCUAGCCCGAGUAACAGGGGUGGCGCUGGCGCUAGCGCUUGA